Cylindrotheca closterium is the source of this 1710-nucleotide messenger RNA. The record is from the annotation of a GenBank genome assembly. NCBI's taxonomy places the organism in Eukaryota, Bacillariophyta, Bacillariophyceae, Bacillariales, Bacillariaceae.
AUGGUUCCGUCUAUGAAAAAGUCCUGUAGUGGAGAUUGUUGUCCUGCUGAUGAUUCAAAGUAUGCAAAACGUCAGAAACAACGGCAAAUGAAGAAGAACAAGACUUUGUUGUUGUUUAGCAUUGCUCUGACUGUGUUGGUGUUUACUCGGUGGGUGUUGAAGGAAGACGAAGGAAGCCCCCAAGAAAGGAUUCAGAGAUUUUCAAAGGAGAAGAUGGAGAAAUUGAAGCAGGCCAAGCAGCUCUUGCAAGAAGAUAUCAGAAUGGGGCUGAAGCAAGGAUUGACGGGUAGAUUUGACACUGGAGCUUGGAAGACAGGCGCAAGUAAUUUUCUCCGUCACAACGAUAAUCCAAAAUACACUUCGAUGGAAGAACACGAACAUAGUCUGGCGGCAUAUGAUGCUGCAAUCCUAAUGAACGAAGACUCUGGGACACAAUGGAUGAACCCUGAGUUUUUACCCUCCUUGACUAAGGAAAAGCCCUUGUUGAACGCAAUCAAGAAAGUCUUGAGACAGAAGUCAGGUGGGGCAUUCAUCAGUCCUCGCAAAUUCUUCAAGGUCAAACGACAAAACACAAAAUUUAAAUGGGAGGAUUUGGCAGCGCCAAUCGCAGACAAAGGCCCAAAAGUGGAUUUUACAAAGCAUUCGUACAAGUAUCCUGAAAAAUUGAGUGCUCCACCAGAAAAGAUCGGCGAUUAUCCAAAGCUUAAACCGCUCAGAACCCUCAUGGAAGACUGGCCUCAGGAUGACAUUGAUCAUCCGCCAACUCCAUUCGAAGAAGCGCUGAUCCACUUUGACUACACCAACUCCGACGAUGUCGCGGCGGCGAAGGAAUUCCGAGAAGCAAAACUCCCAUUCAAGUUCGUCAACGUUCCUGAAGUUGUUGCUGCAGGGAAGAAAUGGACCGAUGAAUAUGUCAACGAGCAUUUUAGUGGACAUCCGACCGACGCAGCUCCCGCUAGUGGAAAGUGCCAAGAGUCAAUUAACAACUUCUUUGCCUUUUUCAAUCACGAUGGCUGGGAUAUCGAAACAUAUGGACUUGCACCCACGCGGAAUAACGACUGGACAUUUGCAAAGUGGGCUAGACACGCUAAGUACGCAGAUUCUGCGCGUCUUAGCCCAAACCAGCCUCACUUUUAUUGGCAAGCAGGAGUUGACAAAGAAGAACGAAAUUUGCCGAAGUCAAAAUGGACCUUCAUCAGUAAGGAUCUACCAUCGUUUUCCUCGCCAACUGAAACGUUUUUCGUCUUUAAUCCUGAAGCGCAAAAGGGUAUUCAAUGCCGGUUUGGAGAGCGAGGAGUCACCGCCGCCACACACUUCGACGCUGGUAGAAACAUGAUUGCGAUGGUCACUGGAGCAAAGCGCUACAUUUUGAGUCCGCCGAAAGAAUGCUCGAAGCUUGGCAUCGUUCCAACUAGAGGGAAUGCAAUGUUCCGACAUUCCAUGCUCAACUUUGGCCACAUCAACUUGAUGCACGAACCAGAUAUGCCCCAGGAUGAACGAGACUGGCUGGAAGAAUCCGGUGAUGCUAUGUCUCUUGAGACUGUUCUGAAAGCUGGUGAAGUAUUGUAUAUUCCCUCUCAUUGGUUCCAUUACAUCAAUAGUCUACAAAAGAGUGCUCAGUGCAAUGUGCGAAGUGGGGUUGAUAUCGAAGGUGAUGCAAUCUUUGGGGGGCAAGCUGAUGUAACGGAUCUCUGUGAGCCAGGGAUUUAG